Molecule: messenger RNA, 1722 nt
Organism: Lipotes vexillifer (Yangtze River dolphin)
Lineage: Eukaryota; Metazoa; Chordata; Mammalia; Artiodactyla; Lipotidae
Gene: B4GALNT2
Product: beta-1,4-N-acetyl-galactosaminyltransferase 2 (SID blood group)
Exons: 11
Biological process (GO): UDP-N-acetylgalactosamine metabolic process; UDP-N-acetylglucosamine metabolic process
Cellular component (GO): Golgi membrane
Molecular function (GO): acetylgalactosaminyltransferase activity
Source: RefSeq, a predicted model, not a curated record
AUGAUUCCGGCCCGCUGUCCCCACGACUGUCGCAGCUUCGGCCGCCGGGGCCUCUCCAGAGCCGGCAGCCUCAGUGAGGCCGCUGUCCCCUUGGGCUCCGGGGCAGUUCCGUGGCUGCGGAGGGAAGAGACCCCAAGCCGGGAGUUCCAGCUCUGCGGAAACGCGGGCUCCGUCCUGGGCCCUGAGGCCUUCCGGGAGGGAGGGGGUCGCCGGGGGAGCUCUAGAUGUCUGUGGAUCCUUUUGGCCCUGGGCAUUGUGUUAUUUCUGUUCAGAAGUGUAUACCUUUAUACACAGUCCAGUAACCACAAGCCACGGCUCCUUCAUCCUGCUCCGGCUGCCGGGAUGCUGAAGCUUCUACCUGAGGAACAUGUCAGGAGCCUCUUUGCCUAUGAUGGAAUCUGGCUCUUCCCGAAAAACCAGUGCAAAUGUGAAGCCUCGGAACAUCAGGGAAGCUAUAACUUUGAGGAUGCCUAUGGCCAGAGUGACCUCCCUGCGGUGAAAAUGAGGAGACAGGCUGAAUUUGAACACUUUCAGAGGAGGUAAUGCAGACUAUGUGGGCUCUUGGGCCCUGAGCCUGUGCGUCCGGAGCCUGUGCUCCCAUCAGGGAGUCCUUGGCAUCCUCUCAAAUGUUGUUUUUUGUCCUUUUUCCUGUGUUCUCCAGGUCUCCAGUUUGAAGGACCAGAUGCUCCCAUCUAUGAGGUCACCCUGACAGCUUCUCUGGGGACACUGAACACCCUCGCUGACAUCCCAGACAGUGUGGUGCAGGGCAGAGGCCAGAAGCAGCUGAACGUUUCGACCAGUAACCGGAAGCUUUUGAAUUUCAUACUCCAGCACGUGACAUACACAAGCACAGAGUAUCAGAGCUGCAGGGUGGAUGUAGUGAGUCUGGAGUCCAAGUCCUCAGUGGCCAAGUUUCCAGUGACCAUCCGCCUUCCUCUUAUGCCCAAGUUAUAUGACCCUGGACCAGAGAGGAAGCUCAGAGACCUGGUGACCAUUGCCACCAAAACUUUCCUCCGUCCCCACAAGCUCAUGACCAUGCUCCAGAGCAUUCGUGAGUAUUACCCAGAUUUGACCGUGAUCGUGGCUGAUGACAGCAAGGAGCCCCUGAAAAUUAAUGACAGCCACGUGGAGUAUUACACCAUGCCUUAUGGGAAGGGUUGGUUUGCUGGUAGGAACCUGGCCAUAUCUCAGGUCACCACCAAAUACAUUCUCUGGGUGGACGAUGACUUUCUCUUCAACGACAAGACCAAGAUUGAGGUGCUGGUGGAUGUCCUAGAGAAGACGGAACUGGACGUGGUAGGCGGCAGUGUGCUUGGAAACAUGUUCCAGUUUAAGCUGUUCCUGGAGCACGGUGAGAAUGGGGACUGUCUCCACCGGCGGUCAGGAUCUUUCCGGCCCCUGGACGGCUUCCCCAGCUGCGUGGUGACCAGUGGUGUUGUCAACUUCUUCCUGGCCCACACAGAGAGGCUCCAAAGAGUUGGCUUCGACCCCCGCCUGCAGAGAGUGGCUCAUUCAGAGUUCUUUAUUGAUGGGCUCGGAAGCCUGCUUGUGGGGUCCUGCUCAAAUGUGAUCGUAGGUCACCAGCCCCGUUCUCCAGUGGCGGACCCAGAGCUGGCAGCCCUGGAGAAGGGCUACAGCGUAUACCGUACCAACACCAGAGCUCAGAUCCAGUUCAAGCUGGCUCUCCAUUACUUCAAGAACCAUCUCCAAUGUGCCACGUAA